Pipistrellus kuhlii (Kuhl's pipistrelle) is the source of this 1442-nucleotide messenger RNA. RefSeq lists its product as uncharacterized. Bases 1 to 1221 code for a protein of 406 amino acids. Lineage: Eukaryota; Metazoa; Chordata; Mammalia; Chiroptera; Vespertilionidae. The record is from RefSeq and is a predicted model, not a curated record. The transcript has 2 exons.
AUGGCAAACUCGGUGUGCCCAGAGGCGCCCCACGUGGGAAACGGGGGGAGGGAGGCGCCCGGGGGCAGGGUCCUCUCUCGGGACCCUCCCGAGUGGGAGGACGUGGCUGGUCAUGGAGACGCCACUCCUGGGGGGACCCGCCACCCUGAGGUCAGUGCCCCCACAGCCUUACCUCACAGGAGGGAGUGGGGCUCCCAGGCUCACCUCCCGGGGUGCUGCCGUGAACAAAACUCCAUGCCCUGUGAAGUACGUAUAUCUACCCAUGUUUUCAAUACUAUACUACUUCUCCUGAGAAACUCAAAACGAGGGCUCAAACACGCUGCUAUUUUCUACUUCACCUUUGCCAGGGGCAGCUGCCGAGUUUGUGCUGCGUUUUGUUUACCCCCGACGUGCGUCCGGCUCUCUGGCCGACACGGGGCGCCCGGCCUCCCAAGUCCGCUCGGCCUUCACCUUGUCCGAGGCCAAAGAGGGAGCGAGGCUCCCUCUACACACGGCUCACCCGGAGAGGAUUCCUUUUCCUGUAACGUCCUCACAGGCCCGCCCUCACGGCCCCAAUGGAGACCAGACAGGCCUCCCCCCCCUGCACCCCCAGGCGGCCGUGGGCCCCCCUCACUGUCUGUGUGCCUUAGAGAUGGCUUUCCCACUGUACGACAGUCCUCCCUCCUAUGCAGGUUCGGCAGCGCCCGCUGUCCCCACACCGCCACCACCCGCACCCGCACCCCCUCCGACCGGGGCGGGGCCGGGCUUCCAGGAACUGAAUCUAGACUGUUACCCCUCGCCCGCACGCGUGACGGGGGCACAUGCCACUCCCCCCAUGGCGCCACCCCGGCUGGGCGGGACACUAGCGGGGUCGCCAGCACCUCCAUUUCUCACCUGCCAGACGCGCGGGUUUUGUACGACCCCAUCACCAUCACGCGAAAACUCGCCUCCCUUCCCGAGGAUCUUUUACUCCAAACACUGACAGAGCUCAGCGUGCACGGCACCUCCCUCAGGACCCCCCAUACGUCACCCGGCCCCCCAAACGCCAUCUCGAGGCCUCGCACGUCCACCGUAUUAGACUCUAAGUCAGGGUUUGUGAAUGUUUCACCAUCAUCCCCCCCCCCCCCAACCACCCGAGCAUCCAUCCGAUUUCCGCAGACGCGGGGAGCGGGGGCUCCGGCUGGAGCCUGGGGACGGGGACGGGACGGGACAGGACUGACGAACGAGCGCGCCCCUCUGUAGACUCCCUCGCUCCGCCCUGUUCACGCCGGCUUUUGUACGAGAUCCAUCUGUGUCCUUGCCUGUCUGUGGUCCCUGCACACGGAGCUGUACGCGGCUGGGUCAUGUGAACCGAUUGGCGGCACAAGCUGGACUUUGUUGCCACCCUCGCGAUGAAAGAUAAGUUAAUCCUCUUCCCUGGCGUGUCUUUUCUUCCGACAAUAAACACGAUAGUGAACUUUUUA